UGUUCACCAUCCAGUCCGGCGCAGUGUUUGCAAACACCUUGAACGUCAGAGAGAGACGAAGGGGGGGAAAACCGACGGACGAUCGGCUGCUACACUGCUGCUGAAAACAAGCGCCUCUUCGUUUGCAUCGCAGGGGACCGCUGUUAUUCCUUCUACUGGGUCUAAUUUUUUUUCUCCUUCUACCUGAAAAACACAUUUAACUGCAGCUAUAUUGCAUUGUUUUUUUUUUGUUUUAACUAAGCUCUGGAAAAAAAAAAUAUGGAUGUUCUACCCAUGUGCAGCAUCUUUCAGGAACUUCAAAUAGUUCACGACACGGGCUAUUUCUCAGCCUUACCGUCACUGGAGGAGUACUGGCAGCAGACAUGCUUGGAGUUGGAGCGCUAUCUGCAGAGCGAGCCCUACGUCUCCACGUCCGAACUCAAGUUCGACAGCCAGGGGGACCUCUGGAGCAAGUUGAUCUUGGCCUGCGGGGACAAGGACAAGGCCAAGGCCGACCCCAAGCUGCCCGCGGCCCACGAGGAGGACAAUCAGGACAGCCAAAUCUUGGACACCAACAGCGUGAAUUCGGAUGCCAGCAGCGAAGCGUCGGACAGUUCUGAGGAGCUCUCGCCCACGCACAGCUUUACCUCCAACCCCCUGGGCUCCGUCCUGGUCGGCUCUGGACCUUUUAGCCCCUCCGUCAUAAGCACACCCCCAUCCUCUCCGGAGGCCACCUCGGAGGCCGGCGGCGUGACCGGCGGCUGGGUCGCCGCCGAGUUGCACUUGCCGGUCAAAAUCCGGAGCGGCGGGGCAGCGAAGGGCGCGGAAAAGACGGGACUCAUGUGCGGGGAAGCGUCCCCGGACGGCAGGAGGCGGGUACACAGGUGUCAGUUCAACGGGUGUCGCAAGGUUUACACGAAGAGCUCCCACCUAAAAGCACACCAGCGCACUCAUACGGGUGAGAAACCGUACAGGUGUUCGUGGGAGGGCUGCGUGUGGCGGUUUGCACGAAGCGACGAGUUGACCAGACACUUCAGAAAGCACACCGGGGCUAAGCCAUUCAAAUGCAGUCACUGUGACAGAUGUUUCUCCAGGUCUGACCAUCUUGCCCUUCACAUGAAGAGGCACGUCUAGAGCGGGUCGAGCUCCAACCAACAGCGACGGGGGUGAAAAGUUGUUGUAAAAAGGAGAGAGAAAGAGAGCGAGAGAGAGAGAGGGAGGAAAAAAACAAAAAAAACGCCGUCUCCCGACCAGUCUCUUGGUUGAACUGUCCCAGGGCAGAGUGGCGGGGAGUGUGUUCCAGCCAAAGCAUGCCGUUUUGCACCAUACUGAAACCCAGUGCCUCCGGGACCUGUCUUUGGAGAAAGGGCGCUCUGAAGGUUGUCUGUUGCGACUUAAAAACAAAAAAGGACAAAAUCACGGACGACGGGGGGUGGGGGGGGGGAAGAAACCUUUUUGCUUGAGAAGGACGUACAACUCAGACACAUAAAAAAACAAAAAAAAGACAAAAAAAAACCAAACAAAGAGUGAGAAUGAUUUGUAUGUAUGGUGCAUGAUGUUUUGGGGGGAGGGGGGUGGGGACAUUCCCGGACAGCAGAUACACUGGUACUUUACAAAAACUGUCUGAGGUAAGCAUGUGUGCACUGUGAAUGUCUGAGAUUGGCUGACCGGCCCCCCCCCCCCCCCCCCCCACUCCCUUGGGAGGACAGGAGGCGAGAUGGGGUUGAUGGAUGGAUGGAUGGAUGGAUGGACGGUGCGGGGCUGGUACCAAUGUUGCUGUGGACUGAAUGGGUUUCUGGGGGGAAACAUUCCAUUGGUGUUUCCCCGGUGGCAGCGUGAGGACGGGGCAGGGUGGAGGUUCCUGCCUGUCUUGUCUGGCACCCAGACUGUAUGGGGGGGGGGUUUGGGGCGGAGAGGGGGGUUCUCUGGAGCUUUUUGAGGCCUUGGGUUUGACCCGAGAGAAGGUGGACCUGUCCCCCUUCUGGUCAGUGACCCAGAGACCACAAGCCCCCUCCUCCUUGGUCACUGUAUGACAGAAGCUUUUUUUUGGUGUUUUUUGGUGCAGCUACUAAAUGUGCAAUGUGUUAUGUAGCCUGGUUUCUUUUUUUUACAAGCUACGAAGCUCAUUUGUAGUCCAAUUGUAUAAGCUGUGUGCUUAGAGGUAUAACACAACUAUACUAUAACGUCAGUAUCAUAGACAGGUGUUGCAUGGUUCUAGGGUUUGUUCAUUUCAUGUUUCCACUGUAAUCAGGACUGCAAAUAGUUUCAAGAAAAGUGCAGCUAAAGUGCGGACGGUUAAAUGUUACAAUAUAUUGUACAUAAAGCCUUGAUGAUUUCCUCUUCUCUUUUUUUUCUUCACAACCUCACCCGUUUCAUUCAGUUCUUUUCAUCUGGCUGGAGAUUUCACCCACUGCUUCCUCAUUUUCUCACUCAUCCUAUGCCUUGAGGAGUAACUUUGAUUUUUUUUUUUUUGUACUUUCUUUUCUAUCUAAUAAUGCACUGUUGACCUUAAUGGUGCCUUAUGCAAGUGACUCAACCCUGUUGCAGCAGUGGGUUGUUUUUUCCCUCCCAGGGGAAGUCACAUUUGUCGUAUGGGUGAUUUGAAAAGCUUGAUCAAGGCUCAGUUCCACGUUAAGUCGCACCUCUUUGUGUUUAGUGGCCGGUGUCCGCAAUCUAUCCUGUCGGUUGAUGGUGAUGUUUUGUUUUUUUUUUGGGGGGGGGGGAAGCACCUUUUUCGCAGUCGUCUUUGAGUCAGCACCAGUUCAGUUUGCAGACAUCACAUUGAAUUCAGUCGGAACAUGUGAAUCAGACGAACGCUGUAUGUUUAGAGCACUUAACUUCACUUAUUAAAGGCGUUGUCAUUGCACGUGCUACUGUGUAGUAUGUACUUGAGUCCAUCACACUCUGCUCCGAAGUACGAACAAACUAGACUCUUCAUACAGGGCUGCUGUCCCUCCAACACCAUUGUCUCCUCUCAUGCCCCCCCCCCCCCCCACACACACACACACACACACACUCACACAUCCCUGCGAGUGGGACUGAAGAAAACUCUAAAGAUUUAUUGUAAUUAACAGGCUGCAGUCGGACAGGCCUCGCCUUGUACUGCCUCUCGGUAAUGAAUUGCUAAAGGCUUUGUUGGCAUGGAAUCUGUCACAGACUGCUGACUGUGUAGGUUGGUUAUUGACCCUGUCUGGGGAGCGUUGUUUUAGCCGAGCUGCAACAGUAUUAUGAAAAACACAGGAUGGGGGGGGGGCUCUCAGUAGGAGAUCAAAGGGUGACGAUGCACAUGGAAGAUUUGACCCAAAAAAGAAAAAAAAGCCCAUGACCAUAUUUCCCUUAGAGAUGGAUCUGUGGGGUCAUAUUUACUACUGUUUCAGGUUCAAGCGAUCUGUGCCACCCGCUCUAGAUCAGAGAUCACCGUUGCAUUCUUAAAUAUUUCAGAUCAGACGGGAUGAGUACAAACUUAAAAACUGCUGUCCACGAUACAUUUGGGAGCGCUGGCAGCAUCUUUAGUGGGCAAAGGAGAGGAACGUCCAUUGUGCGGAUGAUUUUUAAAAAAAAAAAAACAAAAAAAAAAAAAAACCCGGCAGCCAAUACUGUUCUGGUGGUAAUUGAGCCUUGAUUAAGCCCAGUGUUUGCUCGCAUCUUUCAUCAAUGCUUUCAUCCCACACUACCCCAACAUCUUCCGUCUCUCUCACACGCACACACAGCUCUUUGUUCUCAACUGAAUAUUUGUAUAAAAAUGGAAAAAAAAAAAAAAUAUUUGUAAAAUUGUUAUGUUUAUGCUUUAUGAAAUUUUUAUUUGAAAUUGUUUUGCAAAAUUGUUAUAUUUCUGUAUGAAUGUAUUUUUUAUUGGAAUAAGAAAUUCUUAUCUGACUUUGGCUUGCUCCCUUCUUCUCAUUUAGUUGAUUCUCCUCAUUAUUGUUAAAUCUUUUUUUGUUUUUUGUUUUUUUUGUGUUUUUUCUUUGCCAGUAGAGGUUUGCACUAGGGACAACACAUCUGACAUUUUGAAUUUGUCCCUUUUAAAAACAGUACUGUUUUUCCACUUGGCGCAGUAUAAAUACCUUGUUAAACAGUCUCUCUACGUGGCCUCACCUCUUCCUGACAUGUAAAUACCAGAAUGAAAAUAUCCUCCUCCCAUGAGCAAAUUACAUCUUUGCAGAAACUGGAAAAAACUGACUCACCUCGAUCCCAGUGGCAAACACGCAGAACUUUUUCUUUUUUUUCCUCCCCAAACACCCCCUAGAAAAGUUUCGCUGAUUUCGGCUCCAAAAGCGACGGACUGCUCACUCCUUAGAGCUAGCUAGCUCUCAUCAAAGCAGCAUAAAUAAUUUAUCUCCAUCUUUCACAGCCCAUGGCAUUUAAUUAGAGAGCAGCUUUUAUACAUUUGUUAGAUAAUUACUCCACUUGACACAGAUAAUGAUACAAAACAGCAGUGGAUAAACCAAAGAGCCGAGUUUAAGUCACAAACUAACAAGAAAAUGGGAUUUUAAAAAAACAAAAAACAACUUCCUUCUUCUUUCUCGCCGCUCCCCCUGCUUAUGUUGAUGACCUAGAAUGGGCAGGCAACUUAUUAGCUCCUCUGAUUUUCAGUAAAAGGCCUGUGGUUUAUAAAUGAAGCUUUGCCUGCAGUUGGUAAUUAAGCUCACUCUGGAGAACCUCCCUGCUUUUGGAGUGGCAAUGAGUGUUGCUUUUGCCUCAAAUGCUGCAGCUCCUUGAUCUCUCAAAACUGCUGCCCCACAUGAUUUCCCAACUUCAAAUCUACCUGUGAUGCAUAAUGCGAAGCUGAGGAGCAACACGACCGGCAAACUACCCACUUGACUUGCACGUGGGAGAAAAAAAUAAUGGAGGCUCAGAUUCUUGUUUUUCACCUCCUAAAGGAGACCGGCACAUGUUGCAUUUAAUCUCCGUGCAGCGGACUCUCAUCCUGGCUAUAGAAGUGGAGCAUCCUCUUGCGAAGUGGACCGCGGUGGAUGAAGUUUCUCGUAAAUGGGGCGCUAAGAUUGCACGAUUUGCUUUGAUGUGUCCAGACUGCAAAUCCGCCACAUGCUUUCCCACAUCGAUAUUGUAACACAGCCUGAAACCCAAAGGAUUAUGGGGAACAAUUCAUCACUUUUAGAUGUCAUACAUCUGCUCUUAAUGUCCCGUGGGAGCGCAUAAGGUCUAGGGUUUGUGUCCUGUGGCAAUUUCACAGUUUGGAACGGUCUAUUUAAUGGAUGACCAGUGGUGGAAAGUAAAUACAUUUAUUCAAGUAGCCUUAAAUACAUGGUACCAAAAAGUAAUUUCCCCUAUAAACUUUCAUGGUUUGAUUUAACUACCUGUUUGGGAACCGAAGAUGUAAAAUGAUAUGAUUUGAUUUGAGCUGUAUGUGAUUUAUCUGGUGACCCUUCCUCUGGACUAAUCUACUGAACUGUCCAUACAGCUCCACCAACAGUAAAAUACUGCAGUAUUAAUCUAAUGUCAUAUUUGAUGACCAAUAUGCAGUAGUUUUAUGGUACUUUGACUUUGGAUACUCUAAGUACAUUUUGCUAUACUUUUGCGCCUUUUCUCAAAGUAGCAAUCCAGAUUUUCAUGAACUCAAACCUCAUUUUAUGGUCGGCAUUUUUUUUUCAAUGUAUUGGCAUUCAAUAAUUCCCUGUCUGUACAGUAGUUUUGUAUUGAUAGUGGCGGACUCCGCCAUUCCCUUCAACAUGAGCGAUUCACAGGAAAUGAUGCAAUCCAGUCUCUCACUCACUUUGGGGCAGACGUGACCCCUUGGUUGUGAUCCACUGGAUUGAACUACCUAGCUGUA
Messenger RNA from Anarrhichthys ocellatus (wolf-eel), 5770 nucleotides. RefSeq names its product Kruppel like factor 6a (gene klf6a). The record is from RefSeq and is a predicted model, not a curated record. Lineage: Eukaryota; Metazoa; Chordata; Actinopteri; Perciformes; Anarhichadidae. Gene Ontology annotation, molecular function: RNA polymerase II cis-regulatory region sequence-specific DNA binding; DNA-binding transcription factor activity, RNA polymerase II-specific. The transcript is spliced from 4 exons. Gene Ontology annotation, biological process: regulation of transcription by RNA polymerase II. Bases 259 to 1113 code for a protein of 284 amino acids.